UUUGCUUUUGUACUUUGCUAUGAAAGUGAGUGCUUUAUGACAUUGGUAGAACACUUAUAAUCUAUUCAGAAUCUAAGUAAUUUUAGAAUGUCUCAAGGACAGUAGAAAUCAGACAGAAACAUCAUCACCUUAAGUCUUGAGUAAUGACGGAAUUACACUUCAAAUAUCAUGGAAAUCUCACUGGGCGGGCCCACUUUCCUACACUGGCAACGGAGGUUGAUACCACUUCAGACAAGUAUUCGAACCUGUACAUGUAUGUGGGCUUAUUCCUGAGCCUUCUGGCCAUUCUCCUCAUCCUGCUCUUCACAAUGCUACUUCGGCUGAAGCAUGUCAUUUCACCCAUAACUUCUGAGAGCACAGAGAAUUCUCCUCAAUUCACAGAUGUAGAGAUGCAGAGUCGAAUACCCACCCCUUAA
Suncus etruscus (white-toothed pygmy shrew) is the source of this 416-nucleotide messenger RNA. RefSeq names its product serine rich and transmembrane domain containing 2 (gene SERTM2). Bases 144 to 416 code for a protein of 90 amino acids. Lineage: Eukaryota; Metazoa; Chordata; Mammalia; Eulipotyphla; Soricidae. The record is from RefSeq and is a predicted model, not a curated record. The transcript has a single exon. Gene Ontology annotation, cellular component: intracellular membrane-bounded organelle.